GAGGCUAAUUAACGUUUGUUAAACUAGACAGUCUUCCUGUAUGUAUUUGUCGCCGAGAUUUAAGCUCCGCUGUUUCAAAUUCACUACGUCUAGCAUUUAUGAGGCGAUUCACGUUUGAAAAAGGUUCGACACUCGCAAUCAUUAAUAUUAAGAGCAGUUCAUUGCGACGCUGAGUUCAAGCUCCGUAUUGCUAAGAUUUAAGCUAAGCUACAUGUUAACACUAACUAGACCUAAAGGGGUCUCUCUCUGUGCAGCUGACACGGCAGAUUAACAUAACGGAAUAGUUGACUUUUGUCAGGCUGAAACAAUCCUGUCUUUGCAAAGAUGUCGUGGUUCAAUCACGUCAGUCAGGGCUUAAAUCAUCAGCAGCAGCAGCAGCAGCAACCGCAUCCCAUUGACGGUGGAAGACUCGCAGGCACAGACAUGCUCAACUCCAGGCUCAGGGGUCCAGCAGAGGGAUUCCCGACCAUGGCAACACAUCACUGGACCGGGAGCACAACAGCAAGCCCGGAUGACUUUCCAUCGGCUCCGCGGGGUGUAUACAGCCCCCCCAGCCUUGGGAACCUGUCCUGCGCCCCUCCGAGUGCGGGUCGGCUUAGAGAGCCGGAGCCCAUAUCCUAUGUGAGCCUCCAGGAGCAGCGGUGCGUCCUGAGCUGGUUCCAGGGCUGGAACGCCGCUCAGAGGGAGCGCUUCCUGCAGGACCUUCUGGGGAAAGCUGUACCUGGGAAAGUGUGCACCCUCCUGGAUUCCCUCAGCACUCUCGAGGUAAAAGACAGACUACCAAACAUCUAUGAAUGCCAGCUGCGCCUGUGGAGUCAGUGGUUUGAGUCUUGGGGAGAGGAGGAAAGGAAUCAUUUCCUGCAUAUACUGGAAGAGCAGGACCCUGUUUUUGUUGGACACUUUUACAGGAGCGUAGCCGGUACAUCAGGACGAGACUGAUGAAUGCUUGUAUUGUAAUGGAAAAGGAAGUGAUUAUAAUAAAUUGUUAAAAGUGUGGACAUUUGUUUGUAAAUGUGUACUGAAACAGAAGUGGGUCUCAUAAGAGAAAUGUCUGUAAUUAUGAUUGGAUGUAUUAUUGCAGAUAAACAUUUCCUUAAAGAAACCA
Pungitius pungitius (ninespine stickleback) is the source of this 1105-nucleotide messenger RNA. RefSeq names its product chromosome 15 C14orf119 homolog (gene c15h14orf119). The record is from RefSeq and is a predicted model, not a curated record. The transcript has 2 exons. The coding region runs from base 325 to 939 and encodes 204 amino acids. Lineage: Eukaryota; Metazoa; Chordata; Actinopteri; Perciformes; Gasterosteidae.